This is a messenger RNA of Naegleria gruberi, 1800 nucleotides long. RefSeq lists its product as uncharacterized. Lineage: Eukaryota; Heterolobosea; Eutetramitea; Acrasida; Naegleriidae. The record is from RefSeq and is a predicted model, not a curated record. The transcript is spliced from 2 exons. Bases 1 to 1800 code for a protein of 599 amino acids.
AUGAAACACAUUCCACAUUUAAAACCAGGCCAAUGCCAUGAAAAUGAUAAAGCCGAAGUUGUUCUUUUACAUGAACCAGGAUUAGAAGCCUUGUUAGGAUCACUUCAUGCUUCCGGUUCAUUGUUUGAAAAACCAGUUAAUUUGCAAUUAGCUAGAAAAAAUCAUCAAGGUUUUAAAGAAGCCCUGAGAAGACACGGAGUUAAAGUUAUGGAUGUUAGAGAUAUUUUGGCAAUGAAUUGUGAGCAUUCUUUGAAAUGCAGAGUUGAAUUGGAAGAAUUAGCUUUAAAGUGUAUGAAAUAUGUUUGUGAUGAUGGUGAUGAUGAAGCAACAACAGAUUUUAAUGAUUUAACAUCAAUUCAAAAGUAUUUAUUAACUGAUGAUUAUAAGAGAGAAUGUUUAUCAACAAUGGGUGUUAAUGAUUUAAUUGAUAUCAUCUUGUUGGGUCCAACUGUUAGAUUGGUUCCUUCAUCAACAAAUACUCCAAUGAGAUUGGAAAGAUUAGGUAUGAGACCUCUUCUUAACUUGACCUUUACUCGGGACCAACAAAUUGUCACCAAUAGAGGUCUUGUUAUUUGUCGUAUGGGAAGUUUGCAAAGACAUCAAGAAACUAAAAUUUUGAAAUUCUGUUUUGAAAAGUUGGGAUAUGAAAUUUUGGGAGAAAUUAAAGAGCCAGGUAUUAUUGAAGGAGGUGACUUUUUGGUUGGUGGUGCUGAUAUCUGUUAUAUUGGUGAAGGUUUGAGAACUAAUCCAGAUGCCAUUCGUCAAAUGCUUGAUAAUGAUUGGUUUGGAACUAGACGUGUUGCUGUCGUUCAUGAUUACUUUGAUUGUGAUCAACAAAGAAUGCACUUGGAUACCUUCUUUAACAUUUGUUCACACAAUUGUUGUGUCAUGCUUGAAACUGUUAUGGGAGAAAACUCUCCACUCAGACGUUUGGUUACUGAAUAUACCAAGAAUGAACAAGGAAAGUAUGAAGUGACUCGUUUCAAUGUUGAAUUUUCCAAAUAUAUUAAGGAAGAAGGUUAUCAUAUUAUCUCAGUUACUGAAAAGCAACAAGAAAUGUAUGGUAUCAACUUUUUGAACAUUGGUGGAGGUAUCAACAUCACUAUGGAUGAAUCAACCAGUAGAAAGAUGUUGCAAGAUCCAAACUUUGAUGGUGAAAUUGACCGUAUUGAUUACUCUGGUAUGACUACCAUGUAUGGUUCUCUCCAUUGUUCAUCUCAAGUUCUUCAAAGAAAGAAGAUUGAAGUCAAUGAAUUCAGAAAUGUUCCAACAACUGUUGCCGAACAACCAUACAUGCACCCAUGUAAGGAAUUUGACUCUCAAUCAUCAAAGAACGUUUUACUUGUUGUUCCAAGUUAUCACACUGUUCAUGCUACUAAUAGCAAGUCAUUGUCAGCUGCCAAGCAUGAAGCUAUUUCCAAUACUGAUAUCAGUAGAAUUAAGGAACAACACAGACAUAUUCUCUCCGAAAUUCACAAGGAACUUACUCAACAUGAUGUCAAUUGUGUAAUCUUUACUCAAAGACCAGAUAUUCCAGGUGACUCUACUGCUCACUUCCCAACUCACAACAUUUCUUCACACGCCAAUAAUAUCAUUCUUUAUUAUAAGGAAUCUGAACGUUCUGAUAGAAUGGACAAGUUGGCCAAGACUUUGAACAUGUUCUACAAGGAAAAGGCAACCAUUCAAAAGAAUGUUGAGGAUCAAACCACUCUUGAUUUUAUUCAAGGAAGUACAAUCUCCUGUUUCUCUGAAGAACCUUGCAUGAAUGUUGUUUCACUUCUCUUGAUUGCUACUUUUUGA